This is a messenger RNA of Leptonychotes weddellii (Weddell seal), 2849 nucleotides long. The record is from RefSeq and is a predicted model, not a curated record. Lineage: Eukaryota; Metazoa; Chordata; Mammalia; Carnivora; Phocidae.
GUCACGCCCGCCCCGCCAGCCCCGAGGUAUUUACCUUCGAAAAGUGGUGGCGGCUGCAGGUACCGGAGUGGUGGAGCGGCCGGGAGGGGCUGGGUCCGCGGGGGCUCCCCGCCGAACCGAUCCACGCCGAGGGGAUGCCCCGGCUCCGGGUCCCUCCUCCCACACCCUACAGACGGAUCCAAAAUAAUCCCUCCUCACCAAGCCCUUCCCCAUAGGAUUAGCCCUCCAAAUCUAGUCACAAGUCAGACCCUACUUUUGAGGGGUUGAGCCUCAGAUUUUGAGGCCCAAAUACCAUCUCACUCCUGACUACUCAUCUUAAACCCUGCUUGCCCGCUUCCAAGCCCAGCCCCCGUUCUCACCCUGAACUCCCACCCUUAGCCCUGAAAAGUUGUCUCAGCUGGUAACACCCAGAGGCCCCACCGUAAGUGACCCUCAAAGCCACACACCCCCCCAUUUGGGGACCCAGCCCCAAACCCACUCCUACCCUCUCCCUCACCAUACAUCCCUUCCUCUGCUCAGUCUGGGCCCAGAACCUGCGGCCCUGAAGACAUGGAAUUUGUGUCUGGAUACCGCGAUGAGUUCCUUGAUUUCGCUGCCCUCUUGUUUGGCUGGUUCCGAAAGUUCGCGGCAGAGCGUGGGCCUGGGGGGGCCCGCCUUGAGGGCCGCUGGCGCCAGCUGGAGGCUCAGAUCAGAAGGCUGCCCCAGGACCCUGCCCUUUGGGUGCUCCAUGUCUUGCCCAACCGUAGUGUGGGCAUCAGCCUGGGGCAAGGGGCAGAGCCAGGCCCUGGACCAGGCCUGGGGGUUGCCCGGUUCCUGGGAGAUGAGCCCCCACUCCACCUGCGAGACCUAAGCCCCUAUGUCAGUUUUGUCAGCCUGGAGGAAGGGGAGGAAGCAGAGGAGGAGGAGGAGGAAGAGAAUGGAGAGGAGGAGGGUGCAGGCAUGGAGAAGGUAGAUCCAGAGGAGGACGGGGAGCCAGCCCCCACCAGCAGGGAGUCCCCCCAGGAAGCAAACCCUCCAGGGGAGACAGAGGAGGCUGAGCAGGAGGCAGGAGGCGGCGAGGAUGAUUGCCGAGAGGACAAGGCAGAGGACGAAGCGGGCCCUGAGAGGAGGAAGGGGCGGAGAAGUGAGGCUGCCCCCCUGCACCUUUCCUGCCUCUUACUGGUGACCGAUGAGCAUGGCACCAUCUUGGGCAUUGACCUGCUAAUGGAUGGAACCCAGGGGAGUGCAGGCAAGGGCUCAGAGACCGAGAACCUGGUUCCUCGGGCCUAUGCUCUCCUCUGCCACAGCAUGGCCUGCCCCAUGGGCUCCGGAGACCCUCGAAAGCCCCGACAGCUCACCGUGGGAGACGCCCAGCUGCAUCGAGACUUGGAGCGUCUGGUCCCGAGGCUGGGCGUGAAGUUAGCCAAGAUGCCGAUGCGGACGUGGGGUCCCCGGCCAGGCUUCACGUUUGCCUCCCUCCGGGCUCGAACCUGCCAUGUCUGCCAUAGGCAUAGCUUUGAGGUGAAGCUGACACCUUGCCCCCAGUGUAGUGCCGUCUUGUACUGUGGAGAGGCUUGUCUCAGGGCCGACUGGCGCCGAUGCCCAGAUGACGUGAGCCACCGAUUUUGGUGCCCGAGGCUUGCAGGCUUCAUGGAGCAGGCCGGGGAGCUGGCAAGUCUGCCUUUUACCUACACUGCAGAGGUGACCAGUGAAACCUUCAACAAGGAGGCCUUUCUGGCCUCACGGGGCCUCACUCGCGGCUACUGGACCCAGCUCAGCAUGCUGAUUCCAGGCCCUGGCACCCCGAGGCGCCCCCGGGGCAGCACGCCAGCCCUGAGCCUUCUUCUUGGUGGAGAUCCCUACCAGCUUCUCCAGGGGGAUGGGCCCGCCCUGAUGCCUCCUGUGCCCCCAGAUCCACCCAGGGGCGUCUUUGGCUCGUGGCAGGAUUACUACACGUGGAGGGGCCUCAGCUUGGACUCCCCCAUGGCCGUGCUUCUCACCUACCCAUUGACUGUGUAUUACGUCAUCACCCACCUGGUGCCCCAGUCCUUCCCUGAGCUCAACAUCCAGAACAAGCAAUCACUGAAAAUCCACGUGGUGGAAGCCGGGAAGGAGUUCGACCUGGUCAUGGUGUUUUGGGAGCUCCUGGUCUUGCUCCCCCACGUGGCCCUGGAGCUGCAGUUUGUGGGUGACGGCCUGCCCCCUGACAGUGACCAGCAGCAUUUUACCCUGCAGAGGGAUGGCCCAGAGGUGUCUGUCCGUCCUGGUUCCGGGGUAUCCACGCGGCUCGGCUCCAGCACUAAGGAGAAGGGGGGCCGCAGGGACCUGCAGAUCAAGGUGUCUGCACGGCCCUACCACCUGCUCCAGGGGCCCAAACCCGACCUGGUUAUCGGAUUUAACUCCGGCUUCGGUCUCAAGGACACUUGGCUGAGCUCGCUGCCCCGGCUACAGGUGGGGGAUGGGCCAAAAGGGACCUGCUCUCCCCUCCUGCCUCCACCCCACCCCCCUUCUCCGAUAGCUGCUUCUUCCCACCCUCUGCUCCAGACCCGGGCGCGCCCAGGGCCCUCCCGACCCUGUCUGUCUGUCUGUCCGCCCGCCCGCCUCGUGCCUCCCUCCCUGUCUGUCUGGGUCCCCGGUUUCCACCCCCGUCUGCGCCCCUGGCGCCUGGGGAGGGGCUGGGCGGAGGCGCCGCUCCCAGAGUCAGAGGCCCGCGCCCACCGCAGUCCCUCCGAGUCCCGGCCUUCUUCACCGAGAGCAGCGAGUACGGCUGUGUGAUGGACGACCAGACCAUGGCGGUGGCCACGGGAGGGGGCACCAGCCCCCCGCGGCCCAACCCCUUCCGCUCCCCCUUUCGCCUGCGAGCCGCCGAC